Molecule: messenger RNA, 984 nt
Organism: Ilex paraguariensis (yerba mate)
Lineage: Eukaryota; Viridiplantae; Streptophyta; Magnoliopsida; Aquifoliales; Aquifoliaceae
Source: the annotation of a GenBank genome assembly
AUGGCUUCAUCAAAGCUCCAAGUCUCUGUCCUAGUUCUUCAGGUUCUCUUCAUCACUUCUUCACUAGCACAGGCAGCCUCAGCUAACUCAAAGCUCUUCAGAGAAUACAUAGGAGCUGAAGGCAAGAAUGUUACCUUUUCAGAUGUACCCGUUGAUCCUGAAGUCGAUUUCCACUUCAUUCUCUCCUUUGCCAUUGACUACACAAAUUCUUCACCUCCUGAACCCACCAAUGGUUUCUUCAAUGUCUUUUGGGACUCCGAAAACCUCAACCCUUCUCGAGUUUCUUCCAUCAAAGCCGAAAACCCAAAUGUUAAGGUAGCUAUGAGUCUUGCAGGGGAUUCUGUUGACGGUCAUCACUAUGUCUUCUUCAAUGCCACAACAAUUGAUUCCUGGGUUACAAAUGCUAUAGAUUCAAUUACAAAUAUAGUAAGAGAGUAUAACUUGGACGGAAUAGAUAUCGAUUAUGAACACUUCAAUGCAGAUCCUGAUACAUUUGCAGAGUGCAUUGGACAGCUUUUAUACAAUCUUAAACAGAAUGGGAUUGUGUCUUUCACAUCAAUUGCACCGUAUGAAGAUGAUUCUAUCCAACCACAUUAUUUGGCUCUCUGGAGGAAAUAUGGUCACCUCAUAGAUUAUGUCAACUUCCAAUUUUAUGCCUAUGACAAUGGAACAACUAUAUCCCAGUUUUUGGGGUAUUUUGAGACUCAAAGUUCCAAUUAUAAUGGAAGUACAAUUCUAGUGAGCUUUGGCACUGAUGGAAGCGGCGGCUUAUCUCCUGAAAAUGGGUUUUUUGAGGCAUGCAGUAUGCUUAAAGAUGAUGAUAAACUUCAAGGUAUCUUUAUUUGGUCUGCAGAUGAUUCCAAGGUGGCCGAUUUUCGUUAUGAGAAGCAAUCACAAGCCCUUUUGGCCAACACAACUAGUGGAGGUGAAAAUGGUGGUAAUGCAAUUCCCAUGAUCCCCAGCCCAAUGAAGGUGCCAGUUUAA